Messenger RNA from Strongylocentrotus purpuratus (purple sea urchin), 1199 nucleotides. RefSeq names its product probable thiopurine S-methyltransferase. The record is from RefSeq and is a predicted model, not a curated record. Gene Ontology annotation, molecular function: thiopurine S-methyltransferase activity. The coding region runs from base 207 to 887 and encodes 226 amino acids. Lineage: Eukaryota; Metazoa; Echinodermata; Echinoidea; Camarodonta; Strongylocentrotidae. The transcript is spliced from 9 exons.
CACACCUUGCCCGCCCUCACAGGCCCUAUGUUUCUAUUUCUGUUAGUACCACUCCUCACAUUCACAACAUCUCGAUCAUCCGCAUCCGACACGGACUCAGCUCUGAUCUGCACUCUGCCUUGAUUUCUCUUAAUCAGCUGUUAUCCUGGUUAUCAGUACAAUUUAUUCGGCUGACAAUUUCCAUUUGCGAUAUAUCCUGUUUGAUAAUGUCAAGACUAGAAGGAUGGUCAGAAGGAUGGGCAGCGGGCAGGACUUCAUUUCACCGGACAUUUGUUGACAAGUCACUGCUGGAGUUCCAGAGCAAACUUUUGGUGAAGAAGCCUAGUCGAGUGUUGGUGCCAUUGUGCGGUAAAACAUUGGACAUGAAAUGGCUUGCUGAUGAAGGUCAUGAGGUAGUCGGCGUAGAGGGGGUGCUCCAGGCUGUCAUGGAAUUCUUUCAAGAACAAGAGCUCCCAUACAAAGAGAGUGAUGUCCCUGGGCUCAAGGGUGCAAAACUUUUUGAGAAUGAGGACAAGAAGAUCAAAAUAUACCUGUGUGACUUCUUCCAAUUCUCUAAAGAUAUUGCAGGUCAGUUUGAUGCCAUUUGGGACAGAGGUGCUCUUGUUGCUAUUGAUCCCUCAUUGCGAAAACAGUACACAGACGUCCUUCUGUCGGUACUAUCUCCAGGUGGACGAAUUCUUAAUGAGGUGUUUGAGUACAACCCAGAAGAAAGGGAACCAAAAGGUCCUCCUGAAUCUGUACCUGAGGAAGAUAUACAGAAGUUUUUUGGAGAGAAGUUUACCACAGAGGUGCUACAUGACUAUGAUCACUUGGAAGGGAAUGUAAAAUACAGAGAGCGUGGACUAACAUGGAUGAGACAAAAGAUUCGCUUUAUGGUCCUCAAGUAGCUCCGUCAUUGUGUUCCAAGACUGUCUUCGGAUCUCAGACUACCUGAAGCCCAAAAUUAGACACAGGAUUUUCUAUCGGACAUGAAUAUAGCAACAAUCUCAAUUUUGUAUUAGUUACCAAUUUCCAUUUUUUCUUUCUUCUCAUCCAUAUUUUUCUGGCCUUCCAUUGCUACUGCUUCCAUCUCAAAUUGCAGGAGAGCGAUUUUCCAUCCAGCUUUUGGUAAAUGUUGAUAUCUUGGAGGAUGUCCCGUAUUUCAAAGAUGUCGGGCUAACAUGGAUAAAGCAAAAGAUUCGCAUCAUGACCCCCCAGUA